AUGGACACGCGGAAAUGCUCAACCGUUACAGCAAGGAAGGAAAAAAAAAAGAGCUGGCACAAAAGUGAAAGAGGUAGAAACCCCCCCUACUGCGUCAACUACGACGUUUUGCUGAAAAAUUGUAGAGAGGAACAAUAUAUAGACCUGAAUCUGGAGAUUAAUUACAAUUUGGAGGAAUUAUUAGCAUACAAGGAUAACAUAAAGAAAUGUCUGCAUGUGCAUAGUAGGCCGAGCAAACAUAAUCUGCAGAAGAAUAGGAGGAGUUACCAUUACGACGAUGGACAUGGCACCAUUUGCGCGUCGGGUGGCAUUUCCCCCUUUUGUUAUGACUCAGGGGGGGAGAAAAAAGGUGUACGUAAUCAACCAGACAGAGUGGAAAAACAAUUCUAUCGAAAUGGCGACUAUACCGAUGAGGGUUAUACGUCCGACUCUUGCAGCAGCUAUUGCUCUAAUGUAACGGACAGUUCUGAAAAGUAUGAAAAAACGAAUGGCAUGAAUUUUUCCCAGCGCAUUACCUAUGACAGUACCAUUUUGGAGGGGAAAGGAAAUUUGUUUGACACUGUGUUAGCCCCAAAGGGAGUCAGCAAAAAUAAGGAAGGGGGAAAAAAUAAUGCUUUUUGUGAUGGAUGGGCUGCCAAAACUGGGGACAACACAAAUAUAGACGACUCCUACGUGAGGACGCAGCUAAGUUAUGAAGACAUGGAGUGCAGGGGGGAGGGAGGUGGAUCCCCUUUGUACGCGGGGGCAACCUCCAAAGGGGCCUUCCUCCCCAACCUGGAUGGACAUCCAUUGACCAAUUCAGCAUUUCACAAAAAAUAUUCCAACCCAGCUAGCCAAAAAGUAGAAGAAGAAAUCCUCAACAAAUAUGAAAAAAUAAUAAAGAUUAUGAAGUACUUAAGAAGAGUAAAAAAUAAGUACCCUCAAAUCGAAGCAACCGUUUCGAUACUGUCCAGUCAUAUUAAAAAUGUCACAUUCAAUUGCGAGAAAAUGUUCCAUUCGAGACAAGAGCUGAAUGACUUUUUGAAAAAAAUCUACAUUUACCAGAUUUACCUCCUUAAAAAAGUCGUUUUUAAAAACCCGAGGGACAGAAGGAGUGGCGAUUCCUUCAAAGACUAUUCGGAACUCCCCGAAGGCAGCAACAGGGAUGCCCAUUUCAUGAUUCAGCACUUGAGAGAAAACAGGCCUGUAAAGUCUGCAAAGAGGGGGCCACACCAAAAUGUGCGCGAUGAAGGAUGGGCUAAUUUUACUACCGUGAGGAAGCAGGAAGGAAGGACACGUAACCCUUUACACAAGGACACACAAUUUAUCAGCGCUGCGAAGAAGGAAAACAAAAUGGACAUGACCUUUACUGAAGAAAGCGCAGAAAGUGACAUGUACAAAAAGGGAAAGGGGAAAAAUAGGGGUAAAUAUAAAAGUGGUGAAUCCUUUACGGGACAGGAAAAAACAAUACACGACGAUGAUCCGCUGAGGAGUGAAACAAACUCGACGCAUUGUUUCAGCAAUCUCUAUGCAGAUGAAGCAGAUAAGACAUCCGCCUAUUACGAUAACCUGAGGCAUACAUAUAGAGAAGCCCUAAAAAAUCAUAUGAACACAAGUAGGGGAAAUUUCCAAAGCGGAAAAAGGAAAAAACAGAGUAGAAUAAAGAAGGAACACAUCCUACAUGAAGAUUUCUUGAACCAUAAAAAUGCCUAUCGGAAGAGCGAAAAUUUUACCAUGUUGGACGAUGCAGAUGUGCUGCCUGAACAAGAAGCCCUAAGAGAAGAGACAAACGAAUCACCAUACGGUUGGGGGAAUAAACGGGAUGUCCCAUUUAACACACAUUUAGUAGAAUACGAAUCAAAAAGAGGAAACUCGGGGCAACUUUAUAAAUGUAUCCCCCAAGACAGUGCAAACAAUAGAGAAUACCGGGGGAGAAGCAUUUUAAGUGACGCCUUAAAGAAGGAUUACUUAAACGUUGUAAAUGUGCAGAAGUAUGGGUCCAAAGAUGGCCUCAAAGAUGGGCCCCUAUAUGGGCCAUCCCUAAACGCGCUUAAUUUAGCAAGGAGGAAAACGCCCCCGCGGAGAAGCCUAUCGAGAGGUGAAACAGGCAGAAAGGACGCUGCGGAAAAGGACAGGAAUAACCAAAAAACGCUUGUACUCUUUUAUGAUAUAAAUAAAGAACUAAGUGCCAUCUCGAACAGAGACUCCGUCAUACACGCGCUGAAGCAUGCGCUUCUAAACAAGCCCCACAACUUCAGCGCCCUGCAAAACUUCCUAUUCAAAAUAAACGUCGAGCUGGUGGAAUACAAAAACUUCAUCCUUCUACUAACUCAGAACGUAAAGAAGCCACUCCUGGCAGCCCUCUAUGGCUUGAACGAUUUUUCGGUGUUUGAAAAGGUGUACGGGAAGAAGGUGGCGCCCCGAUUUUUGGUCUCCAAAAAGGUUAAAACUUUUUACAAGUAUGAUACAUCCUACCGAAGAUUUAAGGAACUCACUAAUGUGCGCGAUUUCAGCGGGAUUACUGAUGCAGUGGAGUUAAUUUAG
Plasmodium inui San Antonio 1 is the source of this 2523-nucleotide messenger RNA. RefSeq lists its product as hypothetical. NCBI's taxonomy places the organism in Eukaryota, Apicomplexa, Aconoidasida, Haemosporida, Plasmodiidae. Gene Ontology annotation, molecular function: microtubule binding. The transcript has 6 exons. The record is from RefSeq and is a predicted model, not a curated record. The coding region runs from base 1 to 2523 and encodes 840 amino acids.